GAGAAAGAUAAACAGGAAACGGAGAAAAGGGCCUCCGGAUCUUAUUACGUCAGCAGGCAGGUCUUGUUGAUUUCUUGAUAGGCCCCAGUCCUUGGGAAAUCCCUUGGAGGGAAAAAAGGUUGCAGAAGACAUCGGAGAAUGAGGCUGAUUAGGGUGCCGGGACAGGGUCGGAAAGGGAACAGUGCUGUGGAUAAUAACUACGGAGUUAAUUAUGGUGCUUACGGAAACUGAGAUGAGUAGCCUCAAGGAGGAUAUUCUCCGGUUUAAGGAGCGGUUGGAGAUGGAGAAAAACCACCAACAGUACGGUGCCUCUCUAUCGGUGGCGCCAGUGGCCAACCCGAGGUCCAACCGGGGGUCAAAGAUGGAUCCGACAUCUGACACGGUGAACAGAAACAUGAUAUCCUCGUGCAGAUACAACUACAAGCUUUCCUCGGUGGAUGUUUACAACAACGAGGAGAAGAGGUACGAGUCCAGACUGGUGUACGUGAACAAGGAAGUAGAUGCAGACCUCGAGGAGAAAAUACGGCAACAGGUGGAAGAGGAGUUUGCAUCUGACGAUGAGUGUGUUCCGGAGAGAGAUACGCUCGUCGACGAGUGCGAGGAUUCAUACGUUACAAGACCCAACGACAUCUUCAGCACAAUACGGUUGGAUCAAUUGCUGAGACCGAUAACAAAGCCCUCAGAUGUCGUCACAAUCAAGUCUAUCAAGAGCAUAUACAAAGAACGGUAUUUGGAUAAACUUUCGAACGAAACGAUAUCGAUCAUAGAAAAAGAACAGGAGAACGUGAACUUGUUGAACCAGAUCAUGAACAUCUUUUUACUAGACGACCCGGAGCACAUCCAGGCCGACAACUUAGGGUUGGCGGAAUACAACCAUCACCUUGACUUGGAUAAGGAAGAGGAAGAUGAAGCCAGCAUGAGCCACGAUUUGCAAGAACUUCACCCGGAAAACGAUCCUUUUUUCAUGCCUCCCGUCUACGAAUCUGACUCUCAGUUCAACGGCAUAGACCAAGAAGAGAUAGAUGAAACCCGGCAACUGAUACAAAUAGCAUUACAACGGAACGAGGAGUUUGUUAGGUCCCUGUUGCAAAUUCGACUUGGGUUUUUACAUGCCGACAACUACAGAGAACAGGUGCACAGCUGGUGCAAGGAAAUGCAUGAAAAUGAGGUGGCGGAGUCGCAAAAGAGCACAAAUAAUAAUAACGAUUAGAUUCUGGGCGUCGCAUUAGCAAUUUUUUGUACUAUAAUCCUGUUUCAACC
Messenger RNA from Pichia membranifaciens NRRL Y-2026, 1260 nucleotides. RefSeq lists its product as hypothetical. The record is from RefSeq and is a predicted model, not a curated record. Gene Ontology annotation, biological process: negative regulation of rDNA heterochromatin formation; negative regulation of silent mating-type cassette heterochromatin formation. Lineage: Eukaryota; Fungi; Ascomycota; Pichiomycetes; Pichiales; Pichiaceae. The transcript has a single exon. Gene Ontology annotation, cellular component: cytosol; Rpd3L complex. Bases 212 to 1210 code for a protein of 332 amino acids.